AACGACCCGAUCAUUUAUCCAGUGGAAUAUUCAACGAAACGAGCAUUCAUAAAUUUAUUUUCCAUUUAAAAUCGAAACUUUUGCUGUCCCUGAAUUUUUUUGAUUCGUUAUGUCUCAACGAAAAGUGCAGGUGAAAGGGUAAAAAUUUUUAAAGGGACUAUUUUUCUUAGUUUCGACCGCCAUUUACAUCUUCCUCAUCAGAUUCCCUUGUGGAUUCUCUGAGCGACGCCUUCGUCACGUCUAUCACACCCCAAUUAUUCAAUAUUUGACAUAAACAAGUGAUUAUUACCUCAUAACUCACUGUCACCGAAACCAUAAAGUCAUGUCAUUCCGAGACAGAGACCGUAACGAUCGUCCUCGUGGUGGUGGUAAUCGUAACUCAGGACCAUCGGGACCUCGUUAUGGAAAUCGUGACCAAAACUCUCGUUUCUCGAACAACCGGGACAACUCGUCCUUCAACAGUAAUUCAUUCAAGAAUCGCCAGCCAGGAGAGCGCCUCCGUAAGCCUCGAUGGGAUAUGAAUAGUCUUCAGCCAUUUACAAAGGAUUUCUACCGGCCCCAUCCAAAUGUCGUGGGAAGAAGUCCACAUGCAGUCGAGGCGUAUCGAUCAGCCAAGGAGAUCACAGUAAAGGGUACAACAGUACCAAAUCCAAACAUCUACUUCGAGGAGGGAGGCUUCCCUGAUUAUGUCCUGACGGAAAUCAGAAGACAGGGUUUUGGUGAACCAACAGCUAUUCAAGCCCAGGGCUGGCCAAUAGCCCUGUCUGGUCGGGAUAUGGUGGGAAUAGCUCAGACUGGGUCAGGAAAGACUCUUGCCUACAUUCUUCCAGCAAUAGUCCACAUAAACAAUCAACCGAGACUCAACAGGGGUGAUGGACCCAUUGCUCUGGUUCUGGCACCAACUAGAGAGCUUGCUCAACAGAUUCAGCAAGUUGCUGCUGAUUUUGGUGUCUCCUCCCAGGUGAGGAACACCUGCAUCUUCGGGGGAGCACCCAAGGGGCCACAGGCCAGGGAUCUCGAGAGAGGCGUUGAAAUUUGCAUCGCAACUCCUGGACGUCUCAUUGAUUUUCUUGAGAGGGGUACCACCAACCUCAGGAGGUGCACAUACCUUGUUCUUGAUGAGGCUGACAGAAUGCUGGAUAUGGGAUUCGAGCCCCAGAUACGGAAAAUCGUUGAGCAGAUCAGACCUGAUAGGCAAACCCUCAUGUGGUCAGCAACCUGGCCCAAGGAGGUCAGAAAUCUCGCUGAGGAAUUUCUCACCAAUUAUAUUCAGAUCAAUGUUGGAUCUCUUCAGCUUGCUGCUAAUCACAACAUCCUGCAGAUUGUUGAUGUCUGCGAGGAGUACGAGAAGGAGGGAAAAUUGAUGAAACUCUUGGAGGAAAUAUCCAAUGAGCCUGAGAACAAGACUAUCAUCUUUGUCGAGACCAAGAGGAAGGUCGAUGAUAUCACCAGGGCUAUCAAUCGAUAUGGGUGGCAGGCUAUCGGCAUUCAUGGAGAUAAAAGCCAGCAGGAGAGGGAUUAUGUCCUUAAUCAAUUUCGAAGCAGCAUAUCUGCCAUUCUAGUGGCAACAGACGUAGCUGCACGUGGGUUAGAUGUGGAGGAUGUCAAGUUUGUGAUUAAUCUGGACUAUCCAUCCAACUCGGAAGACUACGUACAUCGUAUUGGACGUACUGGUCGUUCACAGCGAACGGGAACGGCUUAUGCUUUUUUCACACCUGGUAAUGCACAUAAGGCCAAUGAUUUGAUACAAGUGCUGGAGGAGGCCAAACAGGUGGUCAAUCCGAAGCUCUAUGAAUUGUCGAGGAAUCCGGGGGUUUUCAAGAGGGGACGUUUUGGGGGGAGAAGUAAUGGAAGUGGUCCCAGGAACAAUAGUGGACGUGGAGGAGGUCCACGAGGUGGUGGAUCUCGUGGGGGACGAGACUCUGGUGACAGGGGACGUUAUGAUCGUCCUGGAGGAAAUGACAGAGGUGGAAAAUGGGGAAGUAAUAAUGGACCUGGCGGAAUGGGUGGAAACAACUACAGUAAACCCUUCUCCCAGAGCAAUUUCAGUGGCAGCAAUCCUAGCAGCAACAGUUACAAUCAGAAUGGAAAUUCUUACAGCAAUACUGGAUCAUACAAUCGAAAUGGUUAUUGACCCACUAGGAUGUGAAUGCGCCAGACGAACUGAAUAAUCCACCAAGCAAAACGAAUCCUGACACCUACGGUAUGGAUGGAGGGAGCGCUAAAAGAAAAGAGAAAUUAUAACAGAGCACAAAAGUGCAUAGUACUAAUUAAUGGAGAGAGAAUAUUUUUAAUUGUAUAUUUGCUGUCUCGAGAGACAGCAAAAUGGUUUAAGGUGCAUCGUACAUCUCAAGUGCACAUGAGUGACUGAAUUGAGAAUUUAAAGUUAAUAUCAUACAAACGUACGCAUUUUCAUUUACUGCGGCAGAAAGACGCUCUUAUAUUAAUUAAUAAAUUUCAAAAAAAUGUCAUGGAGCAGGAAAUGUUUAGAUCUAUUGUGAGGAUGAGUGAGUGGAUAUUAACUAGAAAGAAUUAAUACAAACAAUCUUAGAACGUGUAGAAUUAAUCUGAAACGUACGUAAUAAAACAAAUGGACAUUUCGAUA
Messenger RNA from Fopius arisanus, 2605 nucleotides. RefSeq names its product ATP-dependent RNA helicase dbp2-like. The transcript is spliced from 6 exons. Bases 323 to 2134 code for a protein of 603 amino acids. Gene Ontology annotation, molecular function: RNA binding; RNA helicase activity; ATP binding. Lineage: Eukaryota; Metazoa; Arthropoda; Insecta; Hymenoptera; Braconidae. The record is from RefSeq and is a predicted model, not a curated record. Gene Ontology annotation, cellular component: nucleus; cytoplasm; ribonucleoprotein complex.